Coturnix japonica (Japanese quail) is the source of this 799-nucleotide messenger RNA. NCBI's taxonomy places the organism in Eukaryota, Metazoa, Chordata, Aves, Galliformes, Phasianidae. The record is from RefSeq and is a predicted model, not a curated record.
AUGGAAACCCACAGCGCGCAGGCGCAGAGUCGCACAGCGCAACCCUUCCCCUUCCUCUACACCUCUCCCUCCUAUUGGCUCCGCCGCCAUAUCCGGCAGCAGUACGGCGGCGCCCGAUUGGUUGGAAGGCGAGCGGGACGAGGCGGCGGCAAUGGCGGACGAGCGGGCGGUGUGAGGGCUCGGCCGCCAUUUUGUGUGUGUGGGGGCUCGCGCCCGGCCUCGCUGCCCGUCACUACGGGGCCGGUGCCCGGAGCUGUCGGUGCUGCCCGUGCUCGGACCCUCCGUUGUACCGGGAGGAGCCGAGUCCGCCCGGUGCGGCGCUGCGGGGCUCCAGGUGGAGCAGGAGCCUCUGCGGGCCGCUGUGCUGCUGCUGCUGCUGCUGCUGCUCCCCGAGCGAUGGCCGCUAACGAGUGCGGAGCUGCCUCCUCUGCGAGCUGUUCCAUCGCGCCCAUCCUGCCCUCGGUUACACAACAGCGGCUCAGCCCCUUCGCCGUCCCCAUCCCCCCCUCAGCUCCCCGUCCUGUCCCCCCCCCUCAGGAGCGUUUAUGGGGAGCCCCCGAGGAGGAGGAGGCAGGAAAACGAGUCGAGCCUUUAGAUGAGCGAAUCGCUGCGGCUUCCAAAGCCCUGAGGGAGGUGUGAGCGCUGCCCCCCGGUACCGAGGGGUCCCGGUGCACGGAGCACAGAACGCACCGAAACCAUCCGAGCUGCGUCCCCAGGUGGGAGGAAACUCGGGGCAUCCCCCAUAAACCAGACCGAAGCUGUUCCAGUUACAAGUCAUUAAAUUUAUUAGACCUCUCUA